UCGAAACAAUUCUCUUCCCAAAGCCAAUCUCCAGAUUCUCCGGUCACAAGGAAAAUGUCAGGAUCAAGUGAUGUUUCUCGGAGCUUGUGGCUGGCACAGAAUCCGAGCAAGAGAUGGGGGGAGCUCUUCUUCCUCUUCUACACUCCUUUCUGGCUCACUCUGUCCUUGGGAAUCAUUGUUCCUUACAAGCUUUACGAGACGUUCACGGAGUUGGAGUAUCUGCUUGUGGCCUUGGUUUCAGCUGUUCCCGCUUUCGUGAUACCAAUGUUACUUAUUGGAAAGGCCGACAGAGGCUUAUGCUGGAAGGACCGUUAUUGGGUUAAGGCAAAUCUUUGGAUACUUAUUUUCAGCUAUGUGGGAAACUACUUUUUGACUCACUAUUUCUUCCAAGUUCUUGGAGCGUCAUAUACUUUUCCGUCGUGGAAAAUGAAUAAUGUGCCUCACAACACAUUCUUCAUGGCACAUGUUUGUUUCCUCUUUUAUCAUGUUGCAUCCAACAUUACUCUUCGAAGGCUACGACAUUCCAUUUCUGAUUUACCAGAUUCUCUGAGAUGGUGUUUUGAGACUGCAUGGAUAUUGGCCUUUUCUUAUUUCAUUGCAUACCUGGAGACUAUUUCUAUUGUAAAUUUUCCUUACUAUGAAUUCGUGGACCGAAGUGCCAUGUACAGAGUUGGAUGUUUGUUCUAUGCCUUGUACUUCAUUGUGAGCUUUCCAAUGUUCUUCAGGAUGGAUGAGAAAUCAAGUGAUGAAUGGGAUUUGUCACGUGUGGCUAUUGAUGCUUUAGGUGCUUCUAUGUUAGUAACGAUCAUUCUUGAUCUAUGGCGCCUAUUCUUGGGACCUAUAGUGCCCAUACAAGAUGGAAAAUGUUGCCUUCAGCCUGGAUUACCAUGGUUCUCCCACUGAAGGUUGAAAUAUGGCUGCUUCGACCAGUCUGCACUUUACAGAAUUUGGAAGUAUGUGAUACGAUUAUACUUUUUUAUUUUUUCCUUGUGCCUGCUGCUUUGAUACAUUUUAUCCAGUUCCUACUUGAUAUGUUUUACUUUACUAUGAGAGGUCUGGUAGAUUUUAGAUAUCUGAAAGUAUGUAAAUCCAAAUGAACACCGAAACAGAGUAUAACUUUGAAUCAUCACGAUCUUGAGC
Molecule: messenger RNA, 1140 nt
Organism: Eruca vesicaria subsp. sativa (arugula)
Lineage: Eukaryota; Viridiplantae; Streptophyta; Magnoliopsida; Brassicales; Brassicaceae
Source: the annotation of a GenBank genome assembly